GGAGCGGGCCGUGGGUGUCUGUCUGUCUGUCUGCGGGGCCGGGCUGUGCGGGGGAAGAGCCCGCAGCCGCCGCCGGGAGCGGGGGAGACCCGCCGGUGAUCCCGGAGGCUGCGGGGUCGCGCCGGGUGAGGCAUCCACCGCCAUCGGCGGUGAAACUCGUUUUGAGUGGAAAACCCGCAUUUCCGAGGCUGCGGCCGGGCUCUGCCGUUCCCUCCCGGGGCCGGGCCGGGGGCUGCGGCCCCGCUCCCCGCCGGCGCCGCGCCCUCCUCCGCGCUCCUGCCCGCCUCCCUCCCCUUCCUCCCCGCCGUCCCCUCCCCCUGGCUCCGCAUCGCCGCCGCCGAGCACACGCCGCCCGUGCCGGCGCUCGGCCGAGGAUGCUCUGGGGCUUUUGUUCCCCUGCGGCAGCCUUCGGGAGGACUCUCGUCCUGACUCGGUGAAGGUUCCUUCUCCCUCUUUCCCCGACCCCUCGUCCCUCCUCGGCGAGGCAAGCCCACCCGGGAGGGCUUGAAUAUCAGCCCUCUCCCGUGUGCGUGCGUGAAGUUGCUGACAUGACUGCUGCUGUGUCCCGGUGCUCCAGUAGCGGCGGGGAGCCGGAUUUAAAGGGGAAUUGUGCUGCAGACAAUGCACAGCAGCAGCAUCUGGAGCAGCCCUGGGGACCGGAGCUUCGGUUUUGACAUUGCUACACACGCAGCACCAGCCGCAAUGACAGCAGCUGCCUGGAGUGGCUGCAGGCAGCAGGCAGGAGCAUGAAGUAGAGAGAUCACUGCAGUGCUCAAGAUGAACUCCUCUUUGGUUGGCAACCAGAGUGGCCGGCCGUUCUGCCUCCUGGCCAUUAGCUAUUUGGAGACCAUCAAUUUUUGCCUCCUGGAAGUGGUUAUUAUUGUGUUCCUCAUGGUGCUGAUUAUUUCGGGCAACAUUAUUGUGAUAUUUGUCUUUCACUGUGCACCUCUGCUGAACCACCACACCACCAGCUACUUCAUCCAGACUAUGGCGUAUGCUGACCUCCUGGUGGGCGUGAGCUGUCUGGUGCCUUCUUUGUCUCUGCUGCACUAUCCUAUUGUUGCAAGUGAGUCCUUGGUUUGCCAAAUCUUUGGUUACGUGGUAUCGGUGCUGAAGAGCGUCUCCAUGGCCUCUUUGGCGUGCAUUAGUAUUGACAGAUACAUCGCCAUCACAAAGCCGCUGACCUACAACACGCUGGUUACCCCGUGGAGACUCCGAAUCUGCAUUCUGAUCAUUUGGCUGUACUCCUGCCUCGUCUUCUUACCCUCCUUCCACUGGGGAAAGCCUGGAUAUCACGGGGAUGUGUUUCAGUGGUGUGCCAAUUCCUGGAACACCGAUCCCUAUUUUACCCUCUUCAUCGUGGUGAUGCUCUACGCCCCGGCUGCUUUCAUCGUCUGCUUCACUUACUUCAACAUCUUCCGCAUCUGCCAGCAGCACACCAAGGAGAUCAACGAGAGGCGAGUGCGCUUCAGCUCUCAGGAUGGGGAGGCUGGGGAGGCGCAGCCUUGCCCGGACAAGCGCUAUGCCAUGGUUCUUUUCCGCAUCACCAGUGUUUUCUACAUCCUCUGGUUGCCCUACAUAAUCUAUUUUCUGCUGGAGAGCUCCAAUGUCUAUAGUAACCGCGUUGCAUCCUUCUUGACCACUUGGCUUGCCAUUAGCAACAGUUUCUGCAACUGUGUCAUUUACAGUCUCUCCAACAGUGUCUUUCAGAAGGGGCUUAAGCGUCUCUCAGGGGCUAUUUGUGCCUCUUGCGCUAGACAGAGGGUAGCUAAGGACUCCUCUACCUCUAGGAGCAAAAGAUCUUCCAAUGGAUGUCAUGUCUAAGACGCCUAUCAGCUGGACUGGGAAGUGCAGGGACAAUUCCAUAAAUUGCAAAAUAAGUUAAAUGUUAUUUUAAGAUGUCCAGAUUUGCAAAAAGGUUUCUGAGAAAUGCUGCUGACAUAGAAGAAUCAGGAGCACAUAUCAUUGUGAUUUCACUUGAAAAAAUUAUUGCUGUGGAGGAGGCUGUGGAGCUUCACCUCCAUAUUCGUUUUUAAGAAUAAAGCUGUAUCUUGACACUUACCUCUCCAGCUGGUGUGACUGAAUGGAGUGGGUGUCUGAGAGCUUCGGCAAAAUGUAGUCUUUCUUACAGCUUUACUAGGUUCUUUCGAGAUUCGUGCUUCACAUGUAAAUGAUAGAUCUGAAGUGGAAAUGUCACAGUAUAUGGUAUAUUACAGGGAUUUUUUAAUAUAUGCCAAAGUAUAUUGACACGGUGUUCCAGCAUCAUAACAGAAGGGGCCAAACAAUUUGUUUUUCAGUGCUACCUAGACAGGACUUCUAGAAUGGUAGUGAACAAUGGGAACAUUUUAGCGUGAACUUAAAGUCUUAUUGAGCCAUGAGUGCAGCGAUGUGAUCAGAACAGUCGUAUGCUUAGGAGGACUGAUCUGGCUUCCGCGCCCUGUUCCUCUGGUAGGAUGCAUGUAUGCGAUCAGAGUGCGGCAUCUGCAUUUUCCUGUUUGUUGUGAAAUAAGAAGAAAAACUGGGAUCAGACCAAAUUUAGCGGUUAAAUAAAAUGUGUUUUGAUAAGUGAAGAGAAAAUACAUGUCGCUUUAUGAUACCAGAGUUGUGGCAGCCACUCGAGGAUGAUGCCAACAUGUGAAAAUUAUUCUCAAACCAGUGGAGAAAUGCCAUGGUUUUGCAUGUGGAAAUUUUCUCAAGAACAACUUUAAAAAUAACAUGUCCCUCUUUUUUUUUUUUUUUAAUCUGAAUUCUUCUGAUAUUUUACAUACUAGAACUCAAGGGGAAAUGAAAGAAAACAAUUGUCUUCUAAACAGCUAAGGGAACUAUGUUGUAAAUUUAACUGUAGUAUUUGAGCUAUUCAUAAGUGCACAGAGCUAAAUCAGAGACAUUUUUCUUUAGCCUUUGUGGGAUUAAAGAUGGUUCGAAUAUAGCAGGAGCUAAAUCCUGUCAGCAAACGCAUAUCUGACUGGUCAAACAAAGUCAGUAUCCGAGAAACAAAAUCUCAUUGACCGCAGCUUUUUCAAGCUAGUUUAGAUUAAAUAUUUUUGAGUACUCUAAUGCUGUUAAGAAGGCAGUAUGGCCUGCAAAUUGAUGAGUUUUCUUAAAGAAUAUCCUUGUCCUUUUACUGAUGCCAUAUUAGAAAAUGAAAGUGAACCAUGUAUUCCUGUAAUACCAAAUUACAGUCUACAUCAUCUUAUCUCGCCCUGUCCCUGGUCAGGGCUAUCCCCCCGCCACACCUCUGCUCUGAGAGCAGGUUAUACACCGUGGCCAUCCGCAGUUUGCUUCCUUCGUCCUGUUUCGAGUUGGUGCGUUGGACUGCUGUGAGCCUGGGGAAUUCUGUGAGCUCGUGUGUCACGGUGUGCACUGGUGGUUAGUCAUCGUGGGAAAGGAAAAAUAUUAGGGAGAAGUAAUUUGAUUUUUUUUAGAAUGGGAGUAACUCUCUUGGCCCAAGGGAAGACUCUAUUUUUCUUAAAUGGUUUCAGGUCUACUGUUGUUACAGAUCAAGAUCAUCCUCUUUUUAGUACUCUACCCUGUCCCUCCUGCAAGCAUAGUCAUACCCUCCUCUCUGGUCUGCUGCGAGCCCUGGCCUCUCGUCUUCCGUGCGUUGCCCUGGAGGAUGACAGCUUGUGUCUCUGUCCUGUGUUUGCACGUGCAGCGACUGCUGCAGACCAGCCUGCUUGCUGCCCAUCCGCAUUUACUCCAGUACAGUCUUGUCAGGCUGCCAGUGAGGAAACAGGGAAGAGAAGAGAGAGCGGUGGGAUGAGGCACUCCUGGCACGGCUUGUGCUUGUCAGCACUCGUUGCUGGUAGAUGUGAGUUCCUCUUACGGGUCUGUGCGUGUACCUGUUCCUGGGGAGGAUGGGGCAGAACCCCCUGCUAUUGCUGCCUAGUUCCGCUGUGAGUGCCCUGUUACAAAGCACGUUUAAGUCAUAUUUUGAUCUGCUUUCAACGUAUUUCAUCAAUAGUCCAAACCUCUCAAUAUAAACUUCCCCCUUAGGUCAUCCGAAAUUUUAAGAGCAAAGGUUGUCUAAACCCUGAUGCCUUCGCAACGACAUUUCUUUUUAUCUUACGUAAUAAGAGAGUGUCUAGAGCCAGGGCUUAUGCUGUGAUCCUUGCAUGGACACGAUAGAGGUGAUCUGAUCCGCAGAGCUCUCGCAGUCUGAAUUUUGGUUAGAGACACAGACAGCUGUGGGGGGAGCAGAGCAUAAGGGUGUAGUGAGUCAUUUAUAAAUGGUAUAAUAAGCUCACAGCACAUCAGCCAGCUAAUUGUUCUCAAGUGUUUUGUAGGCAUUAUGGCAAAGGUGGGCUUUGGGGAACAAUUUAAGGGCUUUAGUCACUAAUAUCAAAGUGUGUGCGUGGUAUUUUUGGAACAGCCUCUCAGGUAAACUCCCAAUAGCUUUUCUCUGGCUCUUCACCUUAUCUAACAUUUCCAAGUCUUUGAAGUGAUGCAGUCUAUCACUAAAAUAGUAUUUGAUUAAAUUUAAUAGAAGAAAAGAAUCUGCUAGGGCCUAAAACCCUAAAAAUGGCAGUUUCAGGUUUAUGUGGAAGCUGGAGAGCAAAGAUUGUUGCUUUUUUUUUCAUGGCAUGAACAGAGGGGUUUGGGAGCAUUGUGUGUUAGUUUUUGAGAAUAUGGAAAAUUUUAAAGGGGUCUAAAUCAUGAGAGAGAUUUAACUCAAGAUGAAGCAGUUGCUACUUCGGCUAUAAGCCUAGAAUUGUACUUAAAGUGUAGUGGGUGUUACAGAUGCAGAUGCAUGCUUGCAGCUGUUGUGGCUUUGCAGCUAAGGUCCAGUUAUAACAUUCCUAACAGCCAGGCUUUUGUUCAGUUGCCCUAUUCAUCUCGAAGUCUUCCUCAGCUCAGAUGAUUUCCGUGAGAGGUGAAAGUCAGAAUCGGGAAGUCUCCAAGAGAUGAGGACAGAGAGGAGUUGCAGCCAGUUGAUGCAUUCAAGUUUCAUCCUGUGUUUUUACAGACGCUUUUAGAUGUUGCUUCAGUGGCUUAGAUUUAGUGUCAAAUGUUUCUAUUUUUAUCUGUGUUAAUUUAUUGAUUUUAAAAAAAAAUUUAAGUUACUUUUUUUCCUCUUAAUUUAAUGUUGUUCUAGGUGUAUAUGUGGUUAGAUGUUUUAAAUAUAACAUUUGAGUGUGUCGUCUUCAGUGAAAUUGCAUGGGGGUGAAUCUUGCUCACUGUGCCAACCGCGGAAGAAAUAAUUUUGCAGCAUAUUACCUUGUUUGCUCGACAGUCCAUUUAACAUCCUUUGUCAUAUCGUUAACGUGAGGCGCAGUAGUGCUUUUCAUCGCAAUCUGUGCUAUGAAGUGUUAGGCAGCAAACUUUCCAGUUGGAUCACUUUCAUCGCUGUACACAGGAAUCUAAUACCUUCUUGGCUAUAUUUUUAUCCGAGUGUGCAUGGUGCUUUAGAGCAUUUAGGUGUCAAGAGCAUUGCACAGAUGAAUGCCACGCCAAGGAGAAUAUGGAAAUCAAAUUAUGUAUUCAUAAAAAUUGUGUUGUGAUAUGAUUAAGUGAACUGAUUUUGAAGUUCCUUCUCAGACUAUAUAUAUUUUUUUUUUUUUCAUUAGGGUUAUCUGCCUCACUUUCAAGUUAAGCUGCUAGAAGGGUUCAGACUGCAGGAUGCAGUUCAGUGGCGUUCUUUUAGUACCAUGGAAAGGAUUUUAUACACACAACUUCUGAGAAAGUGAUCAUUUGCUUCAGCUAGACCUCUUAAAAAAAUUUUUUUUUAAGUUUACUGGAAGUUUAGGUUGUGAUUAUAUUAUCAUUUUCUAAAUAGGCUGGCAGAAAAUCUGUGAAAUACUCUUUUUUUUAUAAUCUCCAAUCCAGUGACGGUAUUUUUUUAGCUCGAGAUAUCUUUUGUGUGAAACAAAAGUUUUGCUGUUACCUACUGUUAAGUUUUUUUAAAUUAAAUGUUACUAGUUUCUACAGUCUUUAUUUGCUAUUAGGGGUUUUGUACUUGUUUUUAAGCUUCUGAUCUCUCAGAAAUUUGUUUCUACUACUUGGAAUUCUGACAUGGCUCCAUGUCAGAGUGCCAAGGGGCAAUCUUGAAUAUUUGUGACAAAUCUUUGACAAGAAGAAAGUGGUAAAAAGUGCCAAGACACAGAGAAUCUCAAGAGUAGCACAAGGUUGCGUGAAGAGUCUUUCUUACAGCAGAGACUUGAAUGGGAAUUUCCAAAUUUCAGCCUCACGCUGCAUUGUUCCUUUCCUGCUCAUACAAAGGUUUUACCUGUAAGAAAUUUCAGCAGUUCGUCUGUUCUGAGAGAGACACUUCCAAGGCACGUACGUGGUGGAAACAUUCAGCAUGCAAAUUUAAUACACAGAUUUUGGGGUAUUUAUUGUGGUGUUACCAGUUGCUGUGAUGAUAACAGAUGUACUGUACGAGACAGAAGUCUGAAACAUUUCAGCCUGAUCUUAUGCCACAUCAGGAUUUGAAGUUGACAGAACUAAUUCAGGUCAGUGCUUUAAAAAAACUUAUUUCUUAGGACCUAAUAUCUGAGCAUAGCAGUCUACCUUUAGACAUUACAAAUGAAAGGCCCAUUUAAAAUUUUUCCAAUUACUUGAUUCACCUAUUGUAGGUAAUUUUAAUUUCAUAACAGGAGGUGGAGGUUUUGGAGGGCUGCUGUUGUUAACACGUUAUUGGUUCUGGGUGCUUGAAGCACCUGCCAAAAUAUUUGCCUGACCUGGUCCUUAUUUUGUUGUUUAGUUUCGAAACCUUUUUCUUCCCUUUUAUAUGACUCUGCAGAAUACAGCGACACAUCCUUUCUAUGGUAUAUUCAAGAUAAACUUAAAUUUUACCUCACUGCCAACAGUAUCUGAAGCUGGCAAAGCCCAUGUUUUGUGCUGAUGUUCUGCUGAGAUCCAGGAGGUCUAAAGGCCUCUGUGGUUUUUAUACUUCAAUGGGGGAAAAGUAGCUGUCUUCCCUUAUGCAACUUAAAGGGUCGGACGCUUUGCAGACCCUGGGAAUGCUCUGUUGAGGCUUCCAGGAGGGGAGAGGCUGGGGCGUAACGGCAGCGGAGAAAUGCCCAGGCCAAGUGCAUUUGUUCUCCUGGUGAAAGCAGUGCUUCCUCCCUGCUGUCUCAGCCUGCCUGUGUCUUUCAAUCCAUUUUCUGCUCUUCUCUUUCCAUUCCUAUUGCUGAAAUUUGGAGCUCUAGAGGCCAUGGUUGACAUAGGGCGUUUCUUAUUCAUAAUCGUUGUAUGAUGAAUACUGUUGUUUGUAUGUGGCUGCGGUCUCAGCUCAAUCAGGUAUAUUAAAUCUAUUACUCGCUUCAGGGUCCCUGAGACUUUGUGACGGUGUGGGCUUGAAAUGCGUUUGGCUGAGGUCAGGUUAGACCUAGGGAUAAGCUAUAGCUGCUGAGACCGCUGGGCCAUCAGCAUUUACAGUCUCCAGCAAAGCAAACAGCCCCUCCUUUAGGAUGAUGGGAGAAUCCCCCGCUGUGAAAACAAGCCAUUUUACACUAGAAAAGUGUUCUCCUGACUUCUCAACUCUUAAAGCUUCUCCAUUGUUACUUCCCUUGUUGCAGAGGUACCACUUUGAAAGACAUUUUCUGCGAAGGCAGACAAUUUAAUACCAAAAUUUUGUAUGUAAAAUGUGUUUGGAGGAGGGAGAGCUCUUCAGAAUUAAAACUUAGUAGUGUAAAAUGAGAUGUAGUUGUAUUUAGAGAAAGAAACUGAAAGUUGUGGCCAGUGGAAACAAACAAAGGAAGCCCGCUGGACAGCUGUGCCUGCGCUGAUGGUAGGAUGUAAAUUGCAGUUCUAUCAAAACAAUGGAGUAUUUCAUUUGGGUCAUAUCCUUUGCAAUAAAUUUUUCAUAAGGGAUGGAGUUUAACUUCUUGCUUUUGCUUUGCUGCACUCCAAAGGCAGCUCGUCUGAGCCUCGGGGGUCCCACACCCGCAGCAAACAGAUUCCCGUCAGACCUGGAGUGACAAUCCAAACAGGGCGAUACCAGUCAGGGUCAUGGGUGACUAUCUGAGGUGUUCGAGCAGUAGGGUAAUAAUCCGAUGUGACAUAGGUUGUGUAGUCAGCUUCUCAGGUGUUUUUUUUUCUCUGACACAAGGUUUUUUAGGCAGGUGAAAUGUUUUGCGUAUGCAGGCAGCUUUGCUGAUGGGUCUCCGCUUGGUAUUGACUUCUGUCACGUUUCAGUUCUUAUUCUGAUUGCAGUCUCUGUGUCUGCUCCACAUGUGUUUAGUGGUGGUUGCAAAUGGAAGUGUUUGCGAUUUCACCCAUAUCAUAUUUGGAUCUCUUGAGCUUUAGCACUUAAUGAAAACGUUAAUGUGGGUUACGUUCCUGCGUCCUGAUCCAGGUUGUUUAUUUAGAGCCUCUUCAGCAAUCUGUCUGGGCAAAACCGAUUCUCUAGCUAGUGAAUUUGUGGUCAAUUACACUGAGAAACAGAAGUUGUUAAAGUCAUCUUUGUUUUGGCCUGAAGACACUGGCGGGGAGCGUCACGAUCACUGAGCUGAUCAAAGGAGGCGCAGGCUCUGCUGCGGGGGAGACCAGGAGGCCAAGUCACUGCAGGACUGUUACCUGGACGCAGGUUGGUAACUGGUGCCUUCGUUUGCUGAGAAGUUUUUAGAAAUGCCGAGCGGAUGCACGUUCCGUUAGGUUAUAUUGAGAACCGGGGUUUAGAUAGACAAACACGUUUUGAAGUUAGCAGUCGCUGCUGGUGCGGAGGGGUGCCACGCCUGGGCAGCGCCUUUGCAUGAGGCAGCGCCUGAGAUGCAGCAUGAGGGUGCCCGGGGUGGCGUGGGAGAGCGAAGGGAGUCUGGCCCUGUUGUUCUGACUUCUUUCUUUUUAUGAAUUUGUAAGAUGAGGAUAGCGGUUUUGUAAUUCAAAGCUUUGGCUUCUUUCUGAUGGUCGUUACUGGAGAUCCUUUAAUUAACAAAAUAAAUAAAUUCAAGUAACUCCUUGUAAAGAUGAACUCAAAUCUUGCUGUGCAUAUGCGAGUCAUUCUUAAAUGUGACAAAGAUCACGGGACACAAGCAAUCAAAUGCUUAAUAAACCAAGUCAUUACUUUUAUGGUAAAUUGAAAAAAGUUGUUCUGGGAUUUCAACGGUAAAUGAAUCCUUGAAAAUCAAUGAUUAGAUUAGUAAAGGAUGAUGUUUUAAUAUGCUGGCGGGAAUAUAGAGGGAUUUGUCAGGGGAAGCAAAAACAGACUUUGCACUAAAGUGGCUUAGGUAUAUUUAUAGUGCUAGUGAUUUUGUGUGUGUGUGAAAUCUUUGGACUAUUUUAAUAUAAUGUGAGGCUUUGAGCUUUAGCUAACUCAAGUUGCUCGUUUUAUGAAGUUACAUUAGUACCACACUGUGAAGUAUUUUUAAAUAUUAGCAUUACUGAGUAUUAAAAGUAUUUCAUAAAAAAAAAUUUUAAAAAGCAUUUUCUGUAGAUGCUGUCAAAGGAAUUGAUGUUUAGUGUACAAAGAAAUAAAACCCUGAGGGCUGUAAGGUACCUGUAUGUUUCUGAUCACCUCGGUUUUUGAGGGGUUAGGUAUUUCUUGAGGAUAAAUUGUUGUCAUUAAAGCAUACUAAAAAUAAUGGUGCAGUUAAUCCUUUCAGAUAACGGGAAGCAGCAUUACCUCCAGCCACACUUUUGAACUGUCUGAAAGGAUUUGCAAUCACAUAUAUUGUCUUCACAGACUUAACGUCUUUAGAAAUGCUGUACAGCACAGUGUUUUGCGACUUCCUAUGCUGAUAAAUUUCUCUCUGUAUGUAACCUUCGAAAUCUAGUUUCUAUUGUAAUUCUAGCAUGAAAACACUAGAUUCAAUUUUGUAUUUCUCUAAUGAAUGCAGCAGGAUGGAAAUGAGUUUGCAAUUGCUAAUGAUGAGCUUUUUUACUGUUCUUAAUACUCGUGGGUAUGUCUUUUUUCUUCAGGGAUUUCAAAAUUGUAUUAGUACCUUUUUUAAUUGGUUUUUUUUCCACAUGCUGUUUACAAUUAAACUGCAAGCAUGGGAGGCUAUGCGUGCAUGUGCUUUCAGGUUGCUUUGCUGAACGAAAUACAGUGGAGCGAUCUUACUUUAAAGGAUGCUUGCUUUUCCUUGUGUCCCACCUGUCUCCUUGCGCCUUCACCGUCACUGGGGCAGCAGAAGCCACUCGUGAGAUUGUUUCAGUGUGUUCUGUGGAGAUUUGACAUUUGCCAGGGGGUUGUUUGGAGGAGUUUUGUUUGGGAGGCAGUCCGGCUCCGUACAGGAGCAGCGUUAUGACUGGUAGUUUUUUCCUAUGUCAGUGAAAAGGUCAAGAAUAGACAAAAUCACAGGUAAGAAUGUGUAUGUGUGUGUUUGUAAGAACUUUGUGCGCCUUUUAAUGCUGGAAAUUGUUUUGUAUUAAAAGAUGAGAAAGAGGUGUGUGUGUGAAACCCCUGCUAUGAAGAGCUAUGGGAAAAAAAUCCACCAAAGCAGAUUAGAAAAGCAAACAGGUGAAUUAGAGCCAGUCCAGCCCUCAAGACGCUAAUGCCGUGUUUAAUUCUGACGCAGUGGGGAGCAUUAAGGCGGCAGUCUGGGCUGCUCGGUGUUCCUCGCCUCUGCCUGGGUUUGCUCUGGUUUGUACUCUGCAAGGGAAGGGGGAGGUGGUGAAGAUGGGUGUUUUGAUACGCAAGGCAGCUGAGGAAGGGUUAUUGCUGUGGCUCCAGAAUGACGUAUUUUGUGCCAACUCAGAACUGCUGUUAAAAUCCAGGGGAGAGGGGUGCUUCUACCCCGCCGUUUUAAUAGACGUUUCCAUAGCUGAUUUUUCAACUAAGACUAAUAAUAAGAAAAACUACAGUUGAGCCAAAAAUGACAAAUGUUACUGAUUUAAAAUAAUACUUGCAUAUUUUUAAAUAUUAAAUGAAACGAGAUAAAUCGGAAGCAUGUAAAUAUCUGUUUCUAAAUCUUUGCAUAAUUAUUUCCAAGAGGUAAUUUUGCUAUGAGCUAUUAAAACUCGAAGAAAUGUAUUAUUCCCUUUGAGAUGAUCUGUACCCAGCUGUGUCAUACAUCCCUUGACUUGUUUCCUUUUUGCUGUAGAUGUACAUACGUAUACGUGUGUGUGUGCGUGCUGUGUGACCGUACAAUUACUGUCAUGUUAAAUGGUGUGUUUUAAAAUACAUGUAUACACAUAUACGUGUAAAAUACAUGCAUGUAUAUAUAUGUAUUUUAAAACAAUUUAUUUAACACGGCGGUAAUUGUACAGUCACACGGUUUAGAGCUUUGUACAAUAUGUAAUUUUAAGAAUGUCAAUGUGGUUCUUGGCGAGUUUUAUAAACACUUUUCUGAAUCUGUUAUCAGCACUUCCCAUCCUAAGAGAAACUGCACAUUUUUCAGUGAUUGUUCCACUGGUUACAUUUUUGUCUGCCAUUUGUUCUGGAUUGAUGUAAUCUUGAUACUACUAAAAUUUCAAGGGCUGUUGACGCAUUUCACAUAGCGUAGGAUUGCCUGUUCUCCAAAUAUAUGGAUCAUGCAUCAACAGUACUAAGUAGCCUUACUGUUUUGCCUAAAAGCCUAGCUAAUUUAUUUAAUAUUCUCUCUUUAAAGAGAGGUCUCUGGAAGGGGUAGCGUGUUUUAGGAUGCUCCUUCUCUUUAAAGGGAAACUCAGAAUUGAAUAGCAGUACUUGUUGAUCAGUGAUAUUAUUGUAGCCAAAGGAUGCAUGGGUGGUUUAAUAGGAAGUUUUUGCUUCAAGUUUCUUGAUGACAUGUAGUGUUCUACAGAGCCGUGUGAAGAGUGUAGUUUUUUAUUCUGAAAUGCACUUGUACACUUUAUUUGAAAGGUCUGAAUGGAUCAUAAAUACAUUUAAGAAAUAAAUGAUAUGUCACAUGUUUUCA
Molecule: messenger RNA, 11780 nt
Organism: Phalacrocorax carbo (great cormorant)
Lineage: Eukaryota; Metazoa; Chordata; Aves; Suliformes; Phalacrocoracidae
Source: RefSeq, a predicted model, not a curated record